Ostrinia furnacalis (Asian corn borer) is the source of this 1706-nucleotide messenger RNA. RefSeq names its product putative transporter SVOPL. The record is from RefSeq and is a predicted model, not a curated record. The transcript has 10 exons. Gene Ontology annotation, molecular function: transmembrane transporter activity. The coding region runs from base 68 to 1645 and encodes 525 amino acids. Lineage: Eukaryota; Metazoa; Arthropoda; Insecta; Lepidoptera; Crambidae. Gene Ontology annotation, biological process: transmembrane transport. Gene Ontology annotation, cellular component: membrane.
CGCUAUGAAGCAUGGUGUUAAUAAUUUAAGCAUUGUGAUGGAAAAUUGAACUAAAUUAUUAAACAAAAUGAGUGAAGUGAAUUUACAAGCCUUAGCCGACACAGACAAUGAUCGGAUAGAAGCCAAAGCUCCAACACCUAUGCAAGAAGUGAAUGACGCGUUAAAAAAAUGUGGCUUCGGACUCUUCCAUAUACAAAUACUACUCAGCUCAUUUUGUGCUUUAGUCAGCGGAAUUUUGACAAGCAACACGACGUCGUAUCUGUUACCGAGCGCAGAAUGUGACCUGAAAAUGAAUCUAGUCGAAAAGGGACUGUUGAAUGCUAUCCCUUACAUAGGCAUGCUUUUCUCAACAUUGCUGGCGGGCUUCCUCACAGACACCUUCGGGAGAAAAGUCUUCAUCUACACAGGAUUGGGAGGCUCCUGCUUUUUCAUGAUUGUUGCCGGAACUAGUCAAUCCUAUGAAGUUCUUAUCACUUCCAAAUUCCUAGAGGGUAUUCUAUUUGCCACAUCAUUCAGUGCUAUGAUCACUCUGACGUCAGAGUUCUGCCACAACGGCAUCCGUGAUCGAGUCGUCAUUUGCCAGUCAUCAUUCCAGUCAAUGGCGCAGGUUCUCCUCGCGGUUAUGUCAUGGGGAAUCCUGACCAACAACUGGAGGUAUACCCUGUUUGAUGGGAAACUUGUCCUCAACACAUGGAACUUCUACCUCUACCUCAUGUCUCUGUGGUCUUUCACCGCCUGUAUUUUGUACAUAUUCGUGCCUGAGAGCCCUAAGUACAUGGUAACGCAAGGAAAAUACGCAGAAACUAGAGAAAUACUCACCAAGAUAUACAGGAUGAACAAUAGAAAAGCAGAAGAUCAGUCUCCGUUUAAAGACCUAUUUAAAACGGAGCAAAAACUGGAAAAAGUUCAAGAAAACAAAAAUAACGGAUUCGCCCACCAUAUUGUGGUGGGCCUUCACAAUGUGAAGCCUAUGUUCCAAAAACCUUUACUAUUUUAUCUCAUUCUGAUAUGCUCAAUGAAUUUUUGUAUUAUGAAUCUGUACAACGUAGUGAGGUUGUGGUUUCCCCAGGUGUCCACAAUUGUCGAACACAACAGUUUUAUCACAGAGAAUGGGGACACUCAGAAUCUAUGCCAGAUGUUGGAUACUUAUACACAUAAUCUCGUUGAAACAAGGAAUGAGACGGCUGUGUGUAUACCUAAAACCAGUGGUGCCGAGACCUAUAUCAACAGUAUAAUACUCGGAUCCGUUUCCAUUAUACCCUACUUCCUAUCAGGGAUGCUAGUGACCAAAGUUGGAAAGAAACCGUUGAUAAUCAUAGGCUCGUGUUUAACAGUGGGAAUAACCUUGGGGAUGAGAUGGGCGACGUCUAAAGCUCUUGUUGUCUCACUCUUCGCUGCAGACUGUGCUUUGUCACAAUCAAUGAUGAGCUUUAAUCAAGCAUUCAUCAUGGAAUUCUUUCCGACGACUACGAGGACAUUAGCGAUCUCAAUGAUAAUGAUGAUGGGGAGAAUAGGCACUCUGGUGGGGAAUAUUGGAUUCCCUGUAUUACUGAAAAUGGGCUGCGUCAUACCUUUCUAUAGCUUGGCUGGUGUCAUGAUAUGUGUGAUCUUCAUGGCUAUAUUCCUACCGACAAAGAAGAAGUAAUUUAAGUUCUGAAUUAAGUUGACUGUAAUUUAAUUUUUACUAUUAUAAUUUAUUGAAAUCA